AUGGCCGGACGCUUCUGGGAAUUCCAACACCUCACAGACAACCUGCAAGGCCAGAGCCCCUUCGACCACAUCCCCCGAGCAGGAAAGCUCUACAUCGGCGGCAUCGCAGCUCUCUACAAGGAGGAGCAACCUGACCCGCUGCAACAGGCCGGCAUCACACACGUGCUCUCCAUUCUCGACUUCGACCUCCAGGAAGAUUUAUUAAAAACUCUUCUUCUUCGCAAGUAUCAACACUUGCAGAUUCGAGUCGAAGAUACCGCGGAGGAGGAUUUAUUGAGACAUUUCCCGGAGAUUUGCAGAUUUAUUGACGACGGGGUACGGGAGGAGGAUGAUGGUGGGGGUGGGGGUGGGGUGUUUGUGCAUUGUGCAAUGGGCGUCAGUCGGAGUGCGACGGCGGUGAUUGCGUUUCUGAUGUGGAAGAAGGGGAUGGGGUUGAAGCAGGCUUGGGACAAGGUGAAGGAAGGGAGGCGGCGAGUGAGGCCUAAUGCGGGGUUUGUGAAGCAGUUGCAGGUUUGGCAGAGGAUGGUGAAGGAGAAGGGGGGGUGGGAUGGGGAGAUUUAUGAGAAGUGGAAGAGAGGUGGAUGGGAGGGGGGGAAGUUGUGA
Lecanosticta acicola is the source of this 603-nucleotide messenger RNA. NCBI's taxonomy places the organism in Eukaryota, Fungi, Ascomycota, Dothideomycetes, Mycosphaerellales, Mycosphaerellaceae. The record is from the annotation of a GenBank genome assembly.